This is a messenger RNA of Penicillium malachiteum, 1413 nucleotides long. Its product is annotated as DUF895 domain membrane protein. The record is from RefSeq and is a predicted model, not a curated record. The transcript is spliced from 2 exons. Bases 1 to 1413 code for a protein of 470 amino acids. NCBI's taxonomy places the organism in Eukaryota, Fungi, Ascomycota, Eurotiomycetes, Eurotiales, Aspergillaceae.
AUGUCAGUCACAGAAAGCGUUGUCGAGGCCGGUGGCUUGAUCGCCGAGAAGCAUGUCUGGUAUCGUUCAACCUUAUUCAAUGCCUGUCUUAUUGGUUUUGUGGGCUUCUUGGCCCCCGGAUUAUGGAAUGCUAUGAACUCAUUGGGUGCGGGAGGAGAGGAGAAGCCAUUCCUGGUCAACGCGGCUAAUGCCUUGGUUUUUGGUCUGAUGGGUAUUUUCUGUAUAUUCGGUGCCCCCAUUGCGAACCGUAUUGGUCUCAAGUGGGCAUUGGUUAUUGGUGCGACUGGAUACCCCUUGUACUCGGCUGGUCUAUACACCAAUGAUCGAUUUGGAAAUAUCUGGUUCGUUCUAUUUGGCUCGGCAUGCUGCGGUAUCUCUGCAGGACUGUACUGGGCUGUGGAAGGUGCCAUUGCAAUCGGUUACCCCGAGCCAGAGAAGCGAGCUAAGUACCUGAAUAUUUGGGUUAUUUGGUCGACCAUGGGUCCUGUUGUCGGUGAUGCCAUCGUCCUGGGACUUAACAUCGAAACAGGUGGUGAGGGAAGUGUAGGAUACACCACCUACAUUGUCUUCAUCGCUCUGCAGUGUCUUGCUGUUCCCCUCGCUCUGGCUCUGAGUUCUCCGGAGAAGGUGCAGCGAAAGGAUGGAUCCCGCGUCAUUGUUCGCCCCGGACAAAGCUGGAAGGAUGAAUUCAAGGCCUUGUGGCGGACUUGCAAAAUGCGCAGCGUUAUCCUCUUGCUGCCAAUUUUCUGGGCAAUCUACUUCAAUGAGUAUUCCAGCAACUAUGAAACUUACUAUUUCACUGUUCGCGCUCGUGCUCUCAUUGCGUUCGUCUCCAACUGGAUCUGUAUUUUGGCAUCACAGAGUCUGGCACUUUUCCUGGACUGGAAGAAGUUUGACCGCAAGACUAGAAUCACUUACUCCUGGUACUGGGUCAUGCUGGUCCAUGUUGUGACUUGGAUCUAUGCCUGGGUUGUGCAAUCUGAGUACACUCACUCCCAACCCAUGUUCGAUAUCCACACUCCAGGAUUUACCAAGGGUGCCUUUGUCAUUUUCCUGUGGCAGUUCGCCCAACAGAACGGCCUUAACUGGUUGUACUACCUCAUUGGUCAAUUGACAGAUGAUAUUUCCGAACUCACCCGUCUGACGGGUAUUCUGCGUGGACAGAUCAGUUUCGGCGAGGCCAUUUCCUAUGGUCUCAAUACCCAUGAUUGGUAUGGUGGUCGCGCUCCCAUGGCUGUGAACACUAUUCUUCUCGGUCUCUGUGUGGUUCCCACCUGGAUCGCUGUUCGCAAUUAUGUCCCUGAUGAGAACGCCCCAAAGGCCGAUGAUGCGGCUAAGUCUAUUCACGAGUCUGAGUCCGAUCAGAAGCCUGAGAUUGACACAGAAGUCGUUCUUCCUGAGAAACAGGAAUAA